Molecule: messenger RNA, 2333 nt
Organism: Xiphophorus maculatus (southern platyfish)
Lineage: Eukaryota; Metazoa; Chordata; Actinopteri; Cyprinodontiformes; Poeciliidae
Gene: barx2
Product: BARX homeobox 2
Exons: 4
Coding region: 263-1099 (278 amino acids)
Biological process (GO): regulation of DNA-templated transcription
Molecular function (GO): DNA binding; DNA-binding transcription factor activity, RNA polymerase II-specific
Source: RefSeq, a predicted model, not a curated record
ACGGAUGGUUUAUAUAGCAGAGGGUGUGAGCGCAGCGCAUUACCACCGAGGCGUCCUGCGCAGCUCAAGUUGAAAGCUGCGGAUCUUCGCCGCCACUCAUUCAGGGAAGAAGAGCAAAAGCCGCAUUUUCAGACAUAGAUAAUGACUUCUCUGAACGCAUGAACUUCGGCACUCGCAUUUCUUCCUGCCGUUUAAACCCACAGGCUCAAACAUACUUAGAUUAAGUUGUGUACCAGCAAAGAGAGCGCACAGGGGACACACCAUGCACUGUCAAGCCGAGCUGAGGCUCUCCUCCCCCGGGCAGCUGAAGGCGGCCAGGAGGCGCUACAAGACUUUCAUGAUUGACGAGAUCCUCUCCAGAGAAACUUGUGAUUACUUUGAGAAACUUUCUCUGUACUCCAUGUGUCCUUCUCUCAUCGUUCGACCAAAGCCUCUUCAUUCAUGUUCAGGUUCGUCGACACUGCGUUCCUACCCGCUGCUCUCGGUGAUCACGCGGCAGCCGCCCAAUGUGCAGCCCCACCUGCCGCAACCGUCCUCCCCGGGCACGGUAUCCUCGCACCUGCCCCUCAUGUCCCCGCAGCUCCCACGAGGGUCUGAACCCUCACCCAGUCAGACGCCCCUCAGCAUCAGCAGCGAAUCAGAGACAGAGAGCAGCACGCCCCGCCUGAAGAAGCCCCGCCGCAGCCGCACCAUCUUCACUGAGCUGCAGUUGAUGGGACUCGAGAAGAAGUUCCAGAAGCAGAAAUACUUGUCCACACCUGAUAGAUUGGACCUGGCUCAGUCCCUGGGUCUCACACAGCUUCAAGUGAAAACAUGGUACCAAAACAGACGUAUGAAAUGGAAGAAAAUGGUGCUCAAAGGAGGUCAUGAGGCCCCGACCAAGCCCAAGGGAAGACCAAAGAAGAACUCCAUUCCUACCACGGAGGAAAUAGAGGCUGAAGAGCGAAGACUGAAGAUGGAGGAAGAGGAACAGAUGAGGAGGGCAUCUGAUGAACCUCAGGAUCUCAGUUCAGAAACUCACAGUCCAAGCAGAGCAAUUGAGGGAUCGGAGCAGGAGCAGCAGCCACUCCUAAUGUCAGAAACUCACUUAGCCAGCUAAGCGAGAAUAAACCAACCAAAGACUAAUGCCAACCUGAAAACAAAUAGUGCCUCAGGAUCAGUGUACAAAGCUUGUUUGGUGUAUAGAGUCGUUUGCUUUAGCAGGAUGACUGGAUUCACUUUGAUGGUGCCCAGUCAGUACCAAUGCACCCAUGUAUGUUUUAGUGUACUGGAAAAAGUAUUAUAGAACAUAACACUAAUACACACUGAUUGGACUGAUAAUCUUACAGCCGUUUUGGUUCAUAUUGUAAAGGAGGGUAAUUUUGUUAAACCCAAAACAGGUCAGUCAAGCUUUUAUCACAACAUGAUGACUAUAUCAAAUGCUCAACUAGCUUGCACACACCUCUCAGCUUACAAAGCUGUCAGAUAUCCAACACUGCCUUAUAAUAUUAAGUCUAUGUGUCUUUGUAUUAAUAACCAACUGCCAAAAACUGUUAAUAUGUGCCUUGUUGGUUUCAGAGGAAAGCUUUUAUUUGUUGGUAAUAUAACCAUCAAAGACAGUAUAUUUUUUCAAUCAAGUGCCAAAACUUGGGGACAGAUUUUUACAGGCAAGCAAAUGAAACCUCAGUCUGCAGGUUUAAGUUAUACUGUACAGCUUUGAGCCUCAAAUGUUUCUUUACUGCCAGUAAAGUUUUCAUUUAUAUUUUUAUUUUACAGCUAAAAAAAAACACUUUAUGUACGUAUGUAAACCAUAUUUUUAUCUGCUGUUUGAAUUAGAUUAAUAUACUUAUUAUGUAUAAAUGUUUAAGUCAGCCCCUGAACUGUACUUUUUCUAAGGGAGUCAGGAUGAUUUUCAGUUACGAGGGCACUAAGACUCUUAAGCUGUCAUGAUUCAUUGAGGGAAUAAAUCACAGCCUGAGCCAUAAAUACACAGCAAAUGUUGAACAUUUAAAAUCUCAGAGACAUUUUCAGCCUGGAGGCUUUGCAUGAGUACCCCAAUCGGUAUGUUAGACCUGCAUUAACAUAACACUGUCUUCAGUUGCCCCUUAGUGACUUCUCUGUAUCCAUCAAUCUCUCUCUUGUCGAAUACUCACCAUUUUAUGGAGUCACUAUUUGAAAUACAAGAGUUUAUUUGUCUUUGUUCAUAUGAAAAGUGCAGUAUUUUCAGAUGUAAAUUAUGCUUGUCUGGUAAGAUGUGUUGUUGAUUUUUUUAGGUCUCCAUAAAAUUAUUUUUGGUAUAUGCAAGUGUGUGUUUAUGUAUUUAAAUGCACUGAAUAAAACAGCUGUCAUUUAAA